AUGAGGAAGAAACCUAAGUCCACUCCAGUUCCCAUGAAAAUACCUAAGAAGAACUACAAGAAACAAAUCACCAGUACUUUAUUAAAGAUUUUGCGGCCCAAAGUUUAUAUUACAGACUGUUCAAAUUUCAAUACUCUUGUUCAACAACUAACUGGUAAUGGAAAUUCUACAAUAAUCCUCUCCUCUCCAUCUCCUUGUAUAUCACAACCUGUAAAUAUCAUUCAUGAUCAUGGAUAUCAAGAAAACAGUUGGGAUUUGUCGGUCGAUUCAACGUGUUUCAGUACUCCAUUAGAAAGCUCCCCAAAUUUACGAAUGCUCGAAACAUUGGAUUGUGUGAUGGAGAAUACAUUGGAUAUAGAGUCACAGUUGUUGGAGAUGGAUCCAGUUUUUUAUAAUUAUGAUGCAUGUCAUGUCGUGAUUCAACCAGAGGUCCGUGUUUAUGAUUAA
Messenger RNA from Fraxinus pennsylvanica, 447 nucleotides. NCBI's taxonomy places the organism in Eukaryota, Viridiplantae, Streptophyta, Magnoliopsida, Lamiales, Oleaceae. The record is from the annotation of a GenBank genome assembly.